AUGAAUACCAUCGCUUUAUCCCAAACAUCUUUAACACCUUUAAAAUGCAAAUCCUCCCUAUCCUCCUCCUCUGUGUUGAAGGCGAGAAAGUCUUCGACGACGACGACGACGAAGUGUAUCAACAACAAUUAUAAUAAAAUGUCAUCAACUGCCAAGGAGGAAGAUAUUACCCUGGUCAUCGAACAACAAAACCAAAAGUCUUUGUCGUCGUCGUCGUUGCAAUCAAAGUUUGCUCGCGCCGCGGUAGGAGCUUCUCUCGCGCUCUCUCUCGCGUUAUCGCCAACGUCUGCUGCGCUCGCCGCGAAUGGUCUCCCCGACGAGGAGGUGAAAGUGUUGUGCGAUGCCGAGUGCGUCAAGUCUUUAGAUUCUAUUGAGAUGGUGACUACGCCGAGCGGUUUGCAGUAUAAAGACAUCAUCGUCGGAGACGGUGAAAUGCCACCGAUUGGAUUCCAAGUCGUCGCGGAUUACGUCGCUAUGAACGAGAAAGGAUUAAUUUUUGAUAACUCAGUAGAGAAGGGUAAACCAAACGAUAUCAGAUUGACGGGUGACCCGGAAAGCGCGACGGUUAUCGUCGGUUUGGAUGAAGGCUUACUGAGCAUGAGGUCGGGAGGAUUGCGAAGGUUGUACAUUCCAGGCGAUUUGGCAUUCCCGAAAGGUUUAGCGUCGGCACCGGGCAGACCGAAGAUUCCUCCGAAUUCGCCGGUUAUGUUCGAUGUGAAACUCUUAUACAUUCCUGGACUAGACUGA
Messenger RNA from Bathycoccus prasinos, 747 nucleotides. RefSeq lists its product with no specific name. Gene Ontology annotation, molecular function: peptidyl-prolyl cis-trans isomerase activity. The transcript has a single exon. NCBI's taxonomy places the organism in Eukaryota, Viridiplantae, Chlorophyta, Mamiellophyceae, Mamiellales, Bathycoccaceae. Bases 1 to 747 code for a protein of 248 amino acids. The record is from RefSeq and is a predicted model, not a curated record.